CUUCUCUAUCCACUUGGUGGCAUGAGGCUAAAGGCUAAAGGGGCUCAGACUGAGACUGUAAUCCCCGGAUGGAAGCAUCAUGGCGGCCACUCGCUGAGCUGUCAAGCUCUCCACAAAAGAAAAGAAACCUCAAAACCGAUGGAUUUGGUGGAUAUUUGCGCGCCAAGCCCUGCUUCAAAUAAAAAGAAGUGUGCACGCAAAAGGAAUAGGGUUUGGCGCAAACGGUGCCACCGUAGGAAGCGUGCAGUUCAGCUCCCAACUAUGCAACGUGAAGUUCAAAAUGGACCAAAGAAGACACCAGAAAAAUGUGUGCAUAGCACAGAGCCUUCGUCAAAAAAGCCCACCCAAGGUGGACCACAGAGUGAAUGCUGGACAAACAAUAAUAUCAAUGCACUCAGGUUUACGUGCACACAAUGCAAGAACAACCUGGAAUAUGUUCCCAAAGACUUAGUGAGGCACUAUGAGGAAAACCACAGAGGGAGCUCACCUGUUUUUUCUUGUCAAAUGUGCCCUUUUAAUACACACAAGUUCUCCUACCUUCAGGUUCAUCUGUUAAGCCACACGGACACUUUUUCUAGCUGCUGUAUUUGUAAUGACAACGUGAAGCGUACGUGGUCUGAAAUGAGUGCACACUUCACUACAUGUCAUUGCCAAAAUGGCAAAUAUUCAUGUGAAAAGUGUCCGAGAUUCUCUACUAGUGAUGUGACUGGAUUUUUAGAACAUAUGUGCUUAAGACAUUUUGGCCAUCAAGGACUAAAUGAGGCUGAUCUGCACAAGAAGGAUAAUAAUCAGUUAGGGUCCAUAACAGCUAAUAAAACUUUAUGUUGUCCACACUGCAGCUAUGAAUCAUCUCAGAAGUGGAUGCUUGCUAAGCACAUUAAUGCCAACCACCGCCAGAAUGGUACCCAAAGAAAGAAGGUCCAUUCCAUGGCAAAAAAAUCAAACGAACAACAAAUGAAGCCUAGGUUAACAAGAAGCACAGUAAGGGAAAUGUGCUGGUUAACACAGGACUGCCUUUCUAUGCCCGGGAGAGACUUCCUGGAUAAAUAUUGCCAUUUGUCUGACCCUCAAACUACACUAGAGGAGACCCAGCAAUUUUUAAUGAAAUCUGUUGCUGGAGAAAAGGGUGACCAGAAAUGGACUGAAGCUCUCAAAUCGGUUCUGUCUAAUGUCCCUCAAGACAUUAGCAUCCAUUCCAAAUCAGAGAAUGGCAUCAUGUCAGAUUCGGCCGAUCUCACUGUCCUCACGGUCCAGAACAAGAUAACUGUGGCUCAGAAUGGCGCUACCUAUGCUAAAAGGCUGAAAAUGAUGGAGGAAACGGAAAAAGAAUGUACUUUCCCCGAAAGUGCUGCUGCUGAUGUUUGUCAGAUUGGAGGUCAAGUUAUUCUGAAUGAUGAUCCACGUUCCCUACAGACUGAAACUAAACUAACUGAAGACACAUUCAUUUCGACCCACAAUGACUCACCUGAGUUCAUCCAGAUUCUGGAAAACCGAGAGAAUCAGGAAAAGACUGACUUGGAUAACGGGGGCAAUCAGGAUAAACAACCCCAUUUAGAAGGGAUUGGUAUAUCUGAUGAGCCAAUCGUCAUUAAUGAGAGCCAAGAGAAGAAAUCCAUGUGUAAAGACAAUCCAAAAAAUACAAGAAGGAAGCAAAGACGGAAAAUAAAGUCCAGAUCUAAAAAAGUAGUUAAAGGAACUUCUGGAGUAGCCUUAAAGAUUGUGUUGAAGAAGAAUCCUGUAAAAGACAGGCAGUGGGUGUCACAAAGCCCAUCAGACAUUAUUAAUUGUCCGAUGAAUGACCAGUACGCCAAACUAAAUCCUGACGCAUCAGUACAGGACACGACACAGGGGACUCAUCAGCAUGACCCCACUGAAGCCAUUAUAUUAGCACAUGGACUGCCUUCAAGUUGUGCUGCUAAGACUGUUGUGCAUGACGUUUCGUUCUCGCCGGAUGAUGCAAAGAAAUUGCGACACUUGUUGGAAACAGAUCUUGACAAGAGUGAGCAGUCAGAUUUACCAGAGACUUCAGUUGAGGACUAUCCUGAACGCUUGCAGCUCCCUUCCUCCAGUGGUGCUCCAGACUGUUGUCUGUCAGCUGAUAAUGAAGCCACCCACAGCAGCUGCAGCCAGUCUCCCCCUCGUUCCCAACCUGCUAUUACACCACAGGGCAGUCGUGAUGAUAACGUCCACGUUUUCAAAUGGAGGAGAAGAAAAGUUCCUCCUUUCUGUCUACUACCACAUGAAAGUGGUAUGCUGAACUCUGGAGCAGAAUCUAUAGAACAGAGUGGCCAUAGUAGAGAAGUGCCUCCAGACUCUUGCACAAACCUUCUCAGCAAUGGAGCGGAGAAAGCCAUCCAACUGGAACCAUGGCCAGCCUUUGUACCCUACCGGCAGCCUGUACCAAAAAGCCUGGAAAGGAAUCUGAAAUUGGUCGCCAUAAGCCCCUCACAGCUGAUACGGUGUCCAGUGAGAGACCAGCCUGUGGUGGUGCUCAAUCACCCAGACGCAGACAUCCCGGAGGUGGCCAGGAUCAUGCAGGUGGUCAACCGGUACAAAGGAGACGUGCAAAAAGUCAUCCUGUCUCGUGCCACUCUGACCGCUCUCUCUGACACAAAUAAUUGUACGAACACUCAUACCCAACCACCCUGGCAUGGGGAGAACCUAAUCCGGGAAAGGUUCAUCCUAAAACUGAGACUGCGGCGACUCAGUAGGAAGAAGUACGAGGUGUUGGAUCCAGUUUCUCCCAGCAGGGAUGUCGUAAAAAAAUUCAGUUGCUGGUUUUGCGGCAGAGUGUUUGACAAGCAAGAGGUGUGGAUGGUCCACCGCCAGCGACACUUGAUGGACUGGAAAAGGCCAAACUGUGAAAACGUUUGAAUGUGGCGCACACUGGAAAACAAAAGAUGACUUUGCAAUCACAAAAACGAUGACAAUCAGCUUCUCAAGUCUUAAGUCUCAGAUCCUGGACUUUCUCAGGGUAACAUUUACCUUUUUUGAGUAGCUCCAGUUAAAGUCUUUGUUGAUGAGUUUGUGAAGUCACAAGAAUGUGAUGUUUCAUUUGGUUCUUUGUACCCUUUGUUCUUGUCUAUGCAAACGCUUAUUUUAAUACACUGUCACCUUUUUAGAAAACACUGUCCAUGUUUAUAAAUAACCACACAAAUCUGAGUUAAUGUACGGGUAGGCAAUACAUUGUGGUAUCUAAAAUAUUUAUGUUUUUGAAAUAAGAUGCUAGAACCCACAUAUACCAAAACCAUGUGUUGUAAAAAAAAAAAAAAAAGCUAAACAAAAAUGACAAUAAGCUGAUUUAUUCAACAAUUAUUUAUGCCUCUUGUAGAUACGUUCUAUGCAUUUAUUUGAAUUUAUUUUUGGGCCAAUGGAAUUUUUCUUGUAUAUACUCCAAAUAAUAUGCGAGUCUCGUAUUAUCUGUGACUGAUAUAUUUUCAUGCAUUUAUUUAACAGUGGAUAUUCCUAAAACAUCUUUUACAUAGCGAUGGUUUGUCAUAACCGUGAAUGAUAAAAUAUUUUUUAUGAAAUCUGGCAUAGAUUGGAGGUGGCGGUGGUUUUCAAAGAGUUUACUAUAAUUUGACUUGAAAAUGAUCAUCUAGUUUUGUUUAUUUUUACUUGCACUAUGAAAGAAGGACUUUCUAUUUCCUUUACCUCGACGCAUUAAUCCCAUGUGCACGACAAUCUCGAUUGGUGGCCCCCUGUGGCAUAACAUUUCCGAAAGCAGCCAAAGGCUGUCUGUAUUGACUGCAGGAAUGUUGUGUGUGUGUGUGUGUGUGUGUGUGUGUGUGUGUGUGUGUGUGUGUGUGUGUGUGUGUGUGUGUGUGUGUCAUUCAAGGACCAUCCCUGUCUGUAACUCGCUGUAAAUAUUCUUGCUCCUCCAAUUUAGACAACAUAUUUUUGAUUGUACAUAGUCCUACUAGUGGUACUGUACUGUACACAAAGUGCCUUCCUAUUUGUUAUUGUUAUGCAACCGAUCUGUUUGAGCAUUAUUUGUAGAUGACAGAAUAAUGAAAUUGUGUGUUCCUGAUAACAUGAUUAAAGAUGUGGACUUACAGAGGAUAUUUGUUUUAUUUUAAGUACAAUACAUA
Nerophis lumbriciformis (worm pipefish) is the source of this 4091-nucleotide messenger RNA. RefSeq names its product zinc finger protein 518A (gene znf518a). Lineage: Eukaryota; Metazoa; Chordata; Actinopteri; Syngnathiformes; Syngnathidae. The record is from RefSeq and is a predicted model, not a curated record.